AGCGCUUCUCGAAAUCACAGCAAAGGCGAAAUCGUCAAAGAUGAUCCUCCUGAUGGUCCAAAAUGUGAGGAACUCUACAUUGAAUUUGACAUGCAGAACUACACUCUUUUGUCUGUUGGCGAUCCACCAACCACUACCACCACCACCACCACAACGACUACAACACAACCGCCAACGACCACCACUUCAACGACAACCGUAA
Messenger RNA from Meloidogyne enterolobii, 202 nucleotides. NCBI's taxonomy places the organism in Eukaryota, Metazoa, Nematoda, Chromadorea, Rhabditida, Meloidogynidae. The record is from the annotation of a GenBank genome assembly.